AUGUCUUCCACCAAUCCCGAAACCACUUCCUCUAAACGAAAAGCCCCCGAUGAUCGCGUCGCGUCUAAAGCAGCUGCGACCCAAGCGAUCCACUUCACUGCGCGCAACCCGCCAUGGACCUAUCUCAAGCUACAGCUAAUCCACCAACCAGGCACAUCGACUGCCGUCCAAUCUCAGCCCCUCGACCCGCUCACAGCUCGAACACACAUCAAUUCUGCGCUUUCACAAUUUCUCGGCCUGUCAGGCACAGCCAUCUCAAUUGACAUCCUAAAAAUCCUCCCUGAAGCUCCACAACCAAAGCCCACGGAUAAAUUUAUCUGGCUGCGUGUCCCGCGCCAAGAUGCCCCUGCUGUCGUUGCAGCGGUGAGCUCCUGGAUCGGAGGAGGCACUGGCGGUGGCUCGGUGGGUAGUGUGGCGUGGAGGGUCUGUGCUAAAGGAAAUUAUUUGGGAGCUUUGACUCAGGGGUCUGGGGAAGAUUUGUUCGCUCCAUGA
Molecule: messenger RNA, 492 nt
Organism: Aspergillus oryzae RIB40
Lineage: Eukaryota; Fungi; Ascomycota; Eurotiomycetes; Eurotiales; Aspergillaceae
Exons: 2
Coding region: 1-492 (163 amino acids)
Biological process (GO): tRNA processing; nuclear-transcribed mRNA catabolic process, RNase MRP-dependent; intronic box C/D snoRNA processing
Cellular component (GO): nucleolar ribonuclease P complex; ribonuclease MRP complex
Molecular function (GO): ribonuclease MRP activity
Source: RefSeq, a predicted model, not a curated record